Daphnia magna is the source of this 1133-nucleotide messenger RNA. RefSeq lists its product as uncharacterized. Bases 159 to 794 code for a protein of 211 amino acids. Lineage: Eukaryota; Metazoa; Arthropoda; Branchiopoda; Diplostraca; Daphniidae. The transcript is spliced from 2 exons. The record is from RefSeq and is a predicted model, not a curated record.
UUGUUGCCUAUACUAUCAUACAGUCAGCUGGAAACGAAAACCGUCACUUUUUCAAACUUUGAAAUUACGCAGUCGUAACUCUGUGAGUCGUGAACAUUGGCUUCACUAUUGUGUUGUCGUUUGGUUGAAUUGAAAUAUCCUAUUGCCAUAAAAAUAAAAUGUCUGACAUAGAUUUGGAAGUCAUACUCGAUAGAUCUGACGGUGAAGUUGAAUGCUUUUUGGAUGUAGAUAAUGAAGUGUUUUUUGGUCCUGUUACUGAAAGGGAGAUAGAAGUUUUGAAGUCUUUACCACGAAAAACUCUUCAUCCAUGUGAAAUUGCACAAAUAUCAAAGAGAGGCAUGACUUGCCACGAGUGGGAAGACUUCAGAGAUCAAGUUCAAAGAAAUGAAAUGAAUGACAAAGCUAUUAAUGAAGUUUAUGGUCUUGAUCCUGAUACUACAGAAGAGUCAUUUACAAGUUGCUGCACAUCAAGUGGAGAUGUGGCAAAACAACUUUCAUGUGACAUAAUAAAUGUCAAUAAUAUAUCUGUUAAAUCAUUAUGUGGACCAAGUAUAGCACCCAGUUUGGAUAAUUUGUCUGACUCAAGCAUAAACCAAAAAGAGGAUUCAUCUCUAUUAGAGUCAAGCCCUGACCAAUCUCAUGUUGAGUCUGUGCAUGAAUUAAUCAUAGACAGGAGUCAGCUGGAAGUUUCUGAUGUUGGUGAGCUAAAUGACACAUGGGAAAUCCAAGAAAGGAUGCUUGCAUUAGCUGAAAGGCUGGAAAGAGGAGAAGAUAUUCCUGAAUUAGGUCACUAAAAAUUAUUUAAAAAUCAUCAGCUCAUCGAACAGUACCCGAUCGCCUCCAACAACUCGUAGAUGCCGCCCGGAGUAGAGGAUCAUUUAACAAAGUGAUUGAAACUUACGAAUCGUGUGUAAGGAAUGCUGUCCGCUAGAUGUCUCGUGUUUGGUUUGAAUUGAAAAAUUGUAACACAGCAACGUCUCUUCGUUUAUCGAUCGCUGUCAAAACCGGAAUUCCUGCUCUAUUCGUUCUCUAUUUUAACGCACGUACCUAUUCUUGCUCAGCUCACAAUAUGGUUUUCUGUCGGAGUUCGUCGCAAAUACAAAGAGGGAGAGUGAUCUUCUAUUGAAACCCCA